Messenger RNA from Culex pipiens pallens (northern house mosquito), 3979 nucleotides. RefSeq lists its product as uncharacterized. Lineage: Eukaryota; Metazoa; Arthropoda; Insecta; Diptera; Culicidae. The transcript has 6 exons. The record is from RefSeq and is a predicted model, not a curated record. Gene Ontology annotation, molecular function: serine-type endopeptidase activity. Bases 1079 to 3688 code for a protein of 869 amino acids. Gene Ontology annotation, biological process: proteolysis.
UCGGCUCAGUCGAUCGGUAACUUCCGAGCAGAGCGGACGUGUUUUCUGCUCUCGUUGUCGGGUGUUGUUGUUUGCGGUUAGAAAUUAGAAGAAAACUGUUUGCGUAAUUUUACUUUUCGGUGGGGAUCUUUUUUGCGUAAAGUGGCAAUCCGCUAAUUGAAAUUACUGUGUGUGUUGCUCUUUUAUUUAUAACAGGAAUAAAAUCAUUAGAAAGAGGCUGGCGAGUGCCAUAAUUUUUCGGCACUUUUUUGUGGGUCGACCGAAUGAAAAGUGGGUGGUGAAUGGAACAAGAAGAACAUCGCCCGGAUCGGAUAACAGGUCGGACAAGGUGGAAAAAUUCACCGCUGCAAUCAAUUUUCGCGUCCGAGAAUUUCGUUAAAGUGUGAUUUUUCAUCCGUUAAAGCAUAUCUAGAUCAUUAAGUGCGUAAGUGAGAACCCGAAAAAAAGUGUUUUGACGGCAGCAAAUUGAGUGGCCAAGAAGAAAAAGUGGAUUAUUACAACAAAAAAAGUACAAAAUCACGACGAAUUGAAUUUUGAAGUGGUUUUAAAUUUAGCACUUGGCGCAUAAAUUGAGCGCCACGCAAAAGUCAAGUCGGGAGCCGAGGUUGCCGACUUAGAAAAGAGUAAGAGUAAGGAAUCGGAGUAAGAAGAGUUAAAACGAAGAAUAAAUUGUGCACAUGAUUAGAGUGCUUCGCGGCUUGGCCUUUUUCCUUUGUCGGUGCUGAGCAAGUGUGUGACCUCUCUGAAAAGUGGAUUAGUGGCUUUUUGGCGGUGAAGUUUUAUUUUUUGUGGGUUUUUGUUUGUUUGUUAUUGUUGUGAGUGACUCAACGUUCGAUACAGCUGCUACUGCUGCUUAAUUGAUCUGGAUUCUUUGAGUGGAGCUGGAGCGCCCUGGAUUGAGAUUUAAAAGGCUGGAUAGCGGCUGUACCAAAUCGACAGGAUCUGUAGUUAAUUGAGAACUGCGGUGAAGUAAGGAGGCACCGUCUUCAAGGACACGCUGGGACUCCAGAAAUGAGAUCCAAUGAGGAGAGCAGUUAGUGCACAGAGUUUAGUUACCCCGGAUCGCUGACCACGGAAAAUGAGUCGAACUGCCAUGCGGAAAGUUCUGACAGCUGCGCAGAUCUUCGUGGUACUGCUGGGAUGGCUGCCAGGCUUGACGCUACUCCACAUUCCAACCGCCUCAGCAACACCCGCGAUCAAAACGCUGGGCAACCUGAUGGCCAUUCCACCCCUUCCACCGCACCAUCAGGUGUCCCUGCCCCACCAGUACCGGCCACCACACAUCGUGUUACCCCGCCGGAACACCAGCAACUACGGCGGCGGCGUUAACUCCUCGCUGGAGUUCAACGGGACCAAAAUUGACCGCUCCGACAUCAACGUCCACCGGAGCUACUCGAUCGAUCGGAUCGACGACGUGGACCGUGGGUAUCACAAGUCCCGCAAGAUCACGUACAAGUACCCCCGGCACGGCCAUCCGAAGGUGCGGCCGCCGACGUUGCAUCCCAAGUUCUAUACGGCGUACUCGGACUGGAGCACGUGCGACGUCUUUUGCCGGAAGAGGCGCGAGCGGUACUGCAUCGUGCGGUCCAAGUGUGGCUUCCACGUGCACAUCGAGGAGCGGCAGUGUCAUUAUAGAUUCUGCGCACCUCUCUCAAUCCCGACCGACUACGAUCGUCACUCGAAAAAGAAGAAGAAGCGAAUCAUCGUCGAGGAUUACGACGACGAGGACGAAUACUUCGACGAGGAUGACACCGAGUACGUGAUCAUCAAGAAGAAGCCAAAGCGGAAGCGGAAACGUCCCCACAUCGUGUACCACCGGAAGGAGGGAGUCGUCCCGUCGAACCAUCGACCCACGUAUAACGACGAUUACGACGAGCCUGUCAGGUAUACGGAACGUCCAACCGAACAGCGGCUUCAAAACCAGCGGAAACCGCUCAAGGUCGUGCUGGACGACUUUGACGACAAGAAGAUCUUCGGUCCGAGUCCGCACUACGAGCAGCGAUUCAACACGGUGCAGAAAUUCCAAAGAAGACCUCACACGGCGGUGGUGAAACGGAAGCCGUCCAGGUUGAUGGAUUACUUUGAAGAUUAUUACGACCAUCUGUACAGGGAUGGAACGGGGUUCGCCAACCGACGGGACGACAUUCAGGACUUUGAUCGGUUGCGACCGAUCAGUGAGUUCUUGAUCGGGGAACAAGCCACAAACUCGACGGAGCGUACGUCUACGCAGUUCAACCAGCUGAUGGAGUCCUUUCCAACGGUGGAGCCUUCUACGAACAAUCCUCACCACGCCAAACGAGAGAUCAGCAACUUUCUUGAAGAUUCCACUGAAGACUCCGGCCAGAACUCGUCCGAGGAAGAUGCGAUCAACGGAACUGUGGAACUCAGUCCCGACGGGAAGAAGUAUCCUGGGGGCAGCAUGCUGAAGCUGGGAGUGGCGGCGAAUCAGAAGAAGGCCCGCGAGAAGGCGGUGUUUGAAAUGCCUCGCAAGGUGGACAACCCGUACUCGAAGUGGAGUCGGUGGUCCAAGUGUACGGCCAAGUGCACCACGAGGAGGUUUAAACGCUGCAAAGUCCCGACCAUGUGCGGCAACGACAUCAUCCGCGAGGUCGCGUACUGCUACACGGAGGGUAGCUUCUGCGAGGAGUGGAUCGGUAACCAGCUGUACCAAACCAACACCAACAGCAAGAAUCCUCCAACUCCGUCAACGACAUCAACUACGACGACAACCACGACGGUGGCGCCACCGAAACCCUCCAAACCCGCCAGAGGUCAUCACCACUUGGGACACUCUCAGUCGGCUCGUAGUCGCAGCGAUGCCGAUCAGGAGAAUGCGAUUCAAUCGUUUGGAGGAGGUGGCCGGAGAAGCUUCCUGCAGCCGGAGUACAUGCCCCAGGAGCUGAAUUGUGGCCUUCCGAUGGUGCGGAAUAAGCCGAAGAAGUAUCUUUACAACAUGCUGCGGAUAAUCGGAGGCAAGACCUCCAAAAGGGGGCAGUGGCCCUGGCAGGUGGCGAUUCUGAACAGGUUCAAGGAAGCCUUCUGCGGCGGAACUCUGGUAGCGCCACGCUGGAUCCUAACCGCAGCCCACUGCGUCCGAAAGCGCCUUUUCGCCCGCCUCGGCGAACACCACCUGCAGCAGCCGGACGGGUCGGAGAUUGAGUUCCGCAUCGACUUCAGUAUUAAGCACCCCCGGUACGACAAGAAGACGGUCGACAACGACGUGGCGCUGCUCCGGCUGCCCCGUGACGUCGAGCGGUCCGCCUUCGUGGGCUAUGCCUGUCUGCCGGAACGGUUCCAAACGUUGCCCACGGGCCACACCUGCACCAUCAUCGGCUGGGGCAAGAAGCGCCACAGCGAUGACGCCGGAACGGACGUGCUGCACGAGGCGGAAGUGCCGAUCAUCACCAACGACAAGUGCCGGGCCGUGUACCACGAUUACACCAUCACGAAGAAUAUGUUCUGCGCCGGACACAAGCGCGGUCGGGUGGACACGUGCGCGGGGGAUUCCGGUGGGCCACUGCUGUGCAGGGAUACGACCAAGGUCAGCAGCCCGUGGACGAUCUUCGGGAUCACCAGCUUUGGCGAUGGAUGUGGCAAAAAGAACAAGUUUGGGAUCUACACGAAGCUGCCCAAUUACGUGGACUGGAUUUGGUCGGUGAUAAACUGCGAUGGCAACUGUCGGACGUGAAUACAGAAUUACAGUUUAAUUAGAGUUUAAGAACAGUAAUGCGCGUGAAUGUGAGAGAGGAAUGGAUUGAGCGAAAAAGUGAGACGAUUUCAGUGAAUUUUUAUGUAUAAAUAGGAGCUUCUAGGGAGAGACAAAUCAUCUUACAAUUUCAUAUUUAUUGACUAUAGCUUUUGAGUUAGUUCGACGAAUAAGGGAAACAAGCAAACACGAUCUGGAUAAACGUUAUUUAUUACGAUUACUGUGUAUAGUACUUUUUACGAAUAAAUAAAGUGAUAAAUAAGUAAAAAAUAA